AUGAGGUGCACAGUGCCAAGAGCCCUCCUUCUGUCGCUGGCAGCCACCCUGUCCCCAACUCUGGCCCUCUGGGAUGAGUACCAGGUGGAGAGAAAAACCAUUUCUGAAGGAAGAAACCAAGUCACUGGGCUGGGACCGCACCCAGAAAGCCAUGUCUCCGCCCUCGCCCAACGAGCCCUCCCUUCUCCCGGAGGUGGGCAGUUAGUUUCAAGCUCCCUUCUCUCCGCCUUCGGACCUGCGCCCCCUGCACACCUCCCAAGGGGUGCACCUGUUUCUCGAUCUGGCCAGAGGCAGGAUCAUCGCGCGCCACUCAUAGACUCACACUCCCUGCGUUAUUUCUCCACCGCCUUCUACAAUCCUGGCUUCGGCGAACCUCGGGUCAGGGUCGUCGGCUACGUGGACAACACACAGAUCUUGAGCUUUGACAGCGACAAUGAGAGUCAGCGAGUGGAACCGCGGGUGCCAUUUAUGGCGCAGGAUCCUGAGCAUUUGGAUGAAUUGACGCGUAUCGGCAGGCGCAUCUUAAUAAUUGGCCGAAUCGAACUGAGGGCCCUGUUCAACUACCGUAGCAAGAGAGAGAAUGGGUCUCACACUAUCCAGGAGAUUUGCGGCUGCGACAUAGGGCCAGACCACCGCCUACUCCGUGGGUAUAAGCAGAUCGUUUACGAUACCCAGGAUUACAUCUCUCUGACUGAGGACCUGCGCUCCUGGAUCGCAGUGGAUACCAAGGAGGCUCAGAGCACCAGGCGCAAGUGGGAGGCAGCUGGGUUUGCAAGGCCAUGGAAAUCUUUCUUGGAAGGAGAGUGUGUGACGUGGCUUCUCAAAUACCUGGAUAAAGGGAAGGAGAUUCUGCAGCGUGUAGAUCCUCCAAAGACAAAUGUGACUCAUCACCCCAGACCUGAAGGAGGUGCCACCCUGAAGUGCUGGGCCCUGGGCUUCUAUCCUGCAGACAUCACCCUGACCUGGCAGAGGGAUGAGGAGGACCUGACCCAGGACAUGGAUCUUAUUGAGACCAGACCUGCAGGGGAUGGAACUUUCCAGAAGUGGGCAGCUGUGGUGGUGCCUGCAGGAGAAGAGCAGAGAUACACAUGCCAUGUGCUGCAUGAGGGCCUGCCUGAGCCCCUCAUCCUGAAAUGGGAGCCUCCUCCACCUCCCACCACCCCCAUCAUGGGAAUCAUUGCUGGGCUGAUUCUCCUUGGAGUAUUGGUCGCUGGAGUUGUGGUUGCCAUUGUGAUGAGGAAGAGUGCAGGUAGGAUAAUGACAGUGUCUGAGAUUUGGGCCUCACUGAGAAAUUUCAAGGCCUGGAUGUAGAUGUGCCCAUGUCCUGUUUGUACUGUAAAGUGUAUCCAUUCCUGUGUGCUUAGCCA
Messenger RNA from Myodes glareolus (Bank vole), 1367 nucleotides. The record is from RefSeq and is a predicted model, not a curated record. Lineage: Eukaryota; Metazoa; Chordata; Mammalia; Rodentia; Cricetidae.